Molecule: messenger RNA, 1717 nt
Organism: Betta splendens (Siamese fighting fish)
Lineage: Eukaryota; Metazoa; Chordata; Actinopteri; Anabantiformes; Osphronemidae
Product: zona pellucida sperm-binding protein 3
Exons: 8
Coding region: 1-1623 (540 amino acids)
Biological process (GO): egg coat formation; binding of sperm to zona pellucida; positive regulation of acrosome reaction
Cellular component (GO): extracellular matrix
Molecular function (GO): acrosin binding
Source: RefSeq, a predicted model, not a curated record
AUGAAAACACAUUGGCAAAAGCUUUAUCUGUUGUGGAGUGUUUUAGCCCUCGGCCUGAGCUGCGCAGCGGACACGCGUGCACCGCAGUUUGCCGGAAGGAGAACGCAUCUCCAGCUGAUCGCUCCCACGUCCAAAUUAACCAAAGUGUCGGCGACGGACGGUCGGGCUUCAGCGUCCACGGCGUCCGCAUCCGAAGCGAGGCUCCAGUCCGACUUCGCGUACCUCCCGGACGUCUCCGUCACCUGCUCCGUGUCGGACUUCGUCGUGCGCGUCAAGCCGUCCUUCUACGGCCUCGGCGCGCACGCGGACGAGCUGAGACUGGGCGGCGGCUGCAGGAGCAACGGGGUCCUGCGCCCGUACGGGGACCUGCUCUUCACUUACCCGCUGACGGCGUGCGGCGCCGUGCGUGAGCGGCCUCACGGUUACCUGGUCUACAAGCUCGUGCUCCACUACGAGUCCUCGCGGAGGAGGUCUCCGGGCGCGACGCGCAGGGUCGACGUGGACAUCGAAUGCCGUUAUCCGAGGGACCAUCACGUGUACCAGCUCGCUGUGAAACCAACCUGGCAACCUGCUGUUCUGCGUAAAAGACUGAAAGGGCGUCCCAGCGACUUCCAAAUCACCAUAAUGGAUGAUUCAUGGAGCCAAUCGGCCAAAUCCCAGGUCUACCAGCUCGGAAAGAUGGUGAAUUUCCAAAUUUCUGCUUCCCACCUGCCCAAAAGAAGAAAACUGUACGUCAGUAGCUGCUAUGCUGCACCAUCUAUCGACGCGAAGCCCCCCUUAAAAUAUACAAUCAUAGACAACAUGGGCUGCAUGAGAGACAGCAAACGGGAGCCAGAGGCCUCUCGGUUCGUCUCUCGAACGGACAGGACCCUGCGCUUCUCGCUGAAGGCCUUCCAGUUCACAGCUGAUCCCGACACAGAGAUUAACAUUCACUGCAAACUAUCCAUCGCGUCGGACGCUCCAGACUCCGCACACAAGUCGUGCACGUACACGGGGAACAGGUGGAAGGCCCUCGCUGGCGACGACUCCAUAUGCGACUGCUGCGAUUCCCAGUGUGUGACCUCCAAACGUCGAAGAGCCACGUUUGAAGGCUCUGCCAGCAUUGGCUUGCUGGUCUCUGAUCAGUCUUUCAUGACAGAAGACGUCAGCACGAGCACAUAUGACACUGAGCUGCAUGGUUGGGAGAAUGUGGGGGAAAUGACAGACCUAGACGAGUAUGAUGGUGGGAAAAAGGAACGGGGAUCCAAAUCGGCUGAAGGGAACCGGGUCACCCCAGGAGGAUGGACAGAACCGGACUCGGACCCGAGUCAUGGGGUUCCGCUGGAGGCGUGGGACAUCACGGGGGUCGACUCAGAUGAGUUUGGAGAGGAAGCCCCAGGACUCGAAGUGGGGGACUUGCUAGAAAGCAGAGAACCGACGGGAAGACCAGAGCAGGGGAUUCAUCUCCACAGUGAAGAGGUCCUUCGCUGGGCACAGUCGGCACCUCGCAACUCCAAAGAGCAGGAAGAAGAAGCAGAGUAUACGAGAGGGAACAAGGAGGAGAGCAGAGGAGAGUCUGAGAGCGACCACCAUCUGCCAGAUGACGAUAAAGGGGAGAAGAGCUGGUAUUUUACAUGGAGGUAGCGUUCAACAUCACUGACUCAGACUUCUGAUUCUAUAAUGAAGGCUUUUUUUUUUUUUUGACUUAUUUCAAUUAAAAAAACAUUGCAAAUUCAGA